Notolabrus celidotus (New Zealand spotty) is the source of this 3885-nucleotide messenger RNA. It is a transcript of the gene fbxl20, whose product is annotated as F-box and leucine-rich repeat protein 20. The coding region runs from base 383 to 1693 and encodes 436 amino acids. The transcript is spliced from 15 exons. The record is from RefSeq and is a predicted model, not a curated record. NCBI's taxonomy places the organism in Eukaryota, Metazoa, Chordata, Actinopteri, Labriformes, Labridae. Gene Ontology annotation, molecular function: protein binding. Gene Ontology annotation, cellular component: SCF ubiquitin ligase complex. Gene Ontology annotation, biological process: SCF-dependent proteasomal ubiquitin-dependent protein catabolic process.
UAUAUUUAUAAUUUCCAAAUGAUGUAGGUGUAGCUCCAUUUUGGGCUGCCAGAUCCUAUUCCUGUCGGUCUAUUGUGUGGAUGGAUGGAUGGAAAGCUGUAUAGGGGGAGGAGGAGGAGGAGGUGAGGGCGAACCGAGCAGAUAAGAGAACUGGCUUAUUGGCUCCGCUGCUGCCUGUAGAGCUCAUAUUUUUUACCAGAAACAACCAAGGGGUCGUGCUGUAUGUGUUACAGGCCGAAAGGCAACGUUAUCGCGGCCUGGGAGCUACCGAGAGGACGGUAGCAUGAUAGUCGUGGAGAGGAAGAAACGGACGGAAGAGGGCCUGUAUCUGCAUUUUACUUCGCCGAAUUCAUUGAGUCGGUAACCAACAGCAGCGUCCGACAUGGGGAAGGAGGUAAAUGGUGUUUCACGGAGUCGGUUUGAGAUGUUCACAAACAGCGACGAGGCAGUCAUCAAUAAGAAGCUGCCCAAGGAGCUGUUGUUAAGAAUCUUCUCCUUUCUGGAUGUGGUGACACUCUGUCGCUGUGCCCAGGUCUCACGGUCCUGGAACGUUCUGGCCUUGGAUGGCAGCAACUGGCAACGGAUCGACCUCUUUGACUUUCAGAGAGACAUUGAGGGCCGGGUGGUGGAGAACAUCUCCAAGCGGUGUGGAGGGUUCCUGAGGAAGCUGAGCCUACGGGGUUGCCUGGGCGUAGGUGACAGCGCCCUGAGGACUUUCUCACAGAACUGCAGAAACAUCGAGCUGCUUAGUCUAAAUGGCUGCACUAAGAUCACAGACAGCACGUGUAACAGCCUCAGUAAGUUCUGUCCAAAGCUGAAGCACCUGGACCUCGCCUCCUGUACCUCAAUCACAAACCUGUCACUCAAAGCUCUCAGUGAGGGCUGCCCCCUGCUAGAGCAGCUCAACAUCUCCUGGUGUGAUCAGGUCACAAAAGAUGGCAUCCAGGCCCUGGUGCGUUCGUGCCCUGGACUAAAAGGCCUUUUUCUCAAGGGAUGCACACAGCUAGAGGAUGAGGCUCUGAAGCAUAUUGGGGCUCACUGUCCAGAGCUGGUUACACUCAACCUGCAGACAUGCUCUCAGAUCACAGACGAGGGCCUCAUCACAAUUUGCAGGGGUUGUCACCGCCUGCAGUCUCUGUGUGUGUCCGGCUGUGCCAAUAUCACAGACGCCAUCUUGCACGCACUGGGACAGAACUGCCCUCGCCUCAGAAUAUUAGAAGUAGCUCGCUGCUCUCAGCUUACAGACGUGGGCUUCACUACAUUAGCAAGAAAUUGUCACGAGCUGGAGAAGAUGGAUCUAGAGGAAUGUGUGCAGAUCACAGAUGGAACACUUAUCCAGCUGUCCAUCCACUGCCCUCGUUUGCAAGUCCUGAGUCUGUCUCACUGUGAGCUGAUCACUGAUGAUGGCAUCAGACACCUGGGCAGUGGCCCCUGUGCUCAUGACCGUCUGGAGGUGAUCGAGCUGGACAACUGCCCCCUGAUCACAGAUGCCUCGUUGGAGCACCUGAAGAGCUGCCAUAGUCUGGAUCGCAUCGAGCUGUACGACUGCCAGCAGAUCACGCGUGCCGGCAUCAAGAGACUAAGGACCCAUCUGCCCAACAUCAAAGUGCAUGCAUACUUCGCUCCCAUCACUCCGCCCCCCUCUGUCGGAGGCAGCCGUCAGAGGUUUUGUCGCUGCUGUGUCCUGUUAUGAUGUAAAGACAACAACCCCCCCCUUUCCUUACCCGGUGUCCCUCGUACAUGCUCCCCACAGCCUGUCACUUGACCCCUGACCUGCUGUCCCCCUCCUGGCCGCUCUGUCAGAACGUACAUGCUGGUGUGCACCCCGCACCCUCCAUCCCCUUUUUGGAGCUGCAGAGAGAGGGUGAGAGCUAAAUCACGCUACAGGGUCUCUGGUAACUUUCCCAAAAACAUUCCCAAAACUGGCCGCCACACAGUCCACAUCAGGCGAAAUACAGACACAUGCACAGAUUAAGAAGAAUGUCUGAACAUUCCUGGUUGGUGUUCAGAGGACAAGCCAGUAUUACAAAGAGGGUUAUGUAAAACAUCAAAUGUGAUCGCCACUGUUAAAGGAUUUAACUCCUCAUUGGGUAAAGUACAAAAGAAUUGUUUAAAGGAUUACAGAACAAGACUUUAACAUCAAAAACAACAACUGCUCCAUAUUUGAGGGGAGUUAUUCUCGACUUUGAGACAGAUUACGGUCACACUGAGGAGGUGAAAUCACUCUUAACUUCUCACACAUAGUUCCCUCAGUGUUUAAGGUCACCCAACAGCUACCUCCAGACAAGAACUGCACUCGAGUAAGACCUGUGUUAGCUUCGAUCUGCAGGCUGUUCAUUUCAGAAAGGGGAAGCAGUGCAGCAAGUUAACUGCCAACACCCCAAACACAUAGCAAGCAGCAGCAAGCAUACUCUGUGAUUCAUUAUUAUUAUUGUAUUUUUUUUAAAAGCAUACUUGCAUCUUUUUGCACUUCCAGUAAAGCAAUGACGAGACACUUUACAAAGACAGCCUUCUUUGAAAUUUAGGGCUGGCAGUUAAGACUUCCCUUUUCAUGCGCACACUGAGCUUGCUACACCUGUACCCUCAACCUCUCUCUGUCCCUCUGUCACAAUCAGAAGCUUCAAUAUACUGAAGAGAAAAAAAAAGACAAAGUUUAAUAUUUUUCUAAAAAUGGACACCAAUUAAGACUUACAAGUGGGGACGAGAAGAUGCCAAAUGUUGCAUGUAACAACUCUAGUUUUUUAAAGUCUAACUGUACAUAUACAAGAAGACUGCGGAGUGGACAGAGAGUCAAAGCCAGCGAAGCAACAGAAGACAAUGUGAGACUGCUGUUCAUGGAUCUUCCUGAGGGAUCUAUGGAAGAUCACUUGGGCUCCAUGCAGUACAGACGUGUGUUGAAAUAUGCUCAGGAGCUUUGGACAAACAAACUGAGCCGGCUCUUUAUCUGGAGUUUCAGAGGAACUGAUGCCGGCCUGUUGAAGCUCAUGUCAGAAACUAAAAAAGUUACAAAACCCUCUGAGAAACAAAGGGUCUGACAUCACAUGACAUGAAUCCAUGCUGUCAGACUGAUACAACGGAAAGAAGAAGCCAACUGAAAACAAUCAAAGUAAUUCUUUCUUUUAGUUGUUUUGAUUUCAUUUAGUCGGUUUGAUUUCUUUUAGUCGCUCUUGUGUUCACACUGGUGACGGUUCUGAUGAUGAGGAACUGAAUCGAGCGCAGCGGCGAGAGGACUUGCCCGGUGUCAGAGUGGCAUUGGCGACUCCUCAACUCCCAUGAGGCCUUGCAAGGGACGAAGUGAUAGAGCGUUACACUCUGCCACCUGUGACUUCCUCAAUAUGUCUGAGACCAGUCCCGCUGCUGGAGGUAAAGACCGGAUCAGACUGGUGGAGUCACUGCAAGAGGAGGUCAACUGAAUCUUGAAACUUGAGCACAUGACUCUGGCCUGCUGACAGAGACGAUGGAAUGAUUUUUUGUCACGAUGGAGGGCUGCCAUGGACUUCAGCCCCCUGCCCUAUGAAGUAUUGAAGCCUUUUCUUAUGGAUUAUCUUCUCCUGCACUUGCACCUGCUUUACUCUGUGUCUCUCUUCCCCCUUUCAUUUUAUAAACGUGUCUUUUUCUGCUCUCCUGUCUGCUCUCCUCUGGAUCUCCACUGUUUCUCUUCUUUAGCAGUUCUGUUUUGGUGUGGUUUGGAUUGCACCUGCUUUGUGUUUGAAGUCAUGAGUUCAGUGUCUCCAAGUUGAGUUUGAGUCCUCUUCCAGUCCUCAGAUUUGAUCUGAUGCUGUUUGUGUUUCUAUUAAGAGUUUAUUGUUACUUAAUGUCCAGAGUGUAGCCUUUGUCCAGGGAAGUGUUGGCGCCAGUGCAAUUGUAAUAAAUGUUCAAAUUUGA